Capsaspora owczarzaki ATCC 30864 is the source of this 2770-nucleotide messenger RNA. RefSeq lists its product as hypothetical. Lineage: Eukaryota; Filasterea; Ministeriida; Capsasporidae. The record is from RefSeq and is a predicted model, not a curated record. Gene Ontology annotation, molecular function: hydrolase activity. The coding region runs from base 163 to 2502 and encodes 779 amino acids. The transcript has 3 exons.
AUCUAUUUCUCUGCUCCAAGUCAGUCCAGUCUUCAGUCAAAAAUGAGCUCGUGUCAAUACACUUAUUCUUCUUUCGAACAAAACUUUUGAGCUCAUUUCCCCUUUUCUGAUUUUUUUUUUCCGCCGUUAAUUUAUUUCCGCGUUUUUCCCUAAAUCUGCAACAUGUCAGAGUUACGCAAAUCGGUGCUUUUCACGCUCGUAUUGGCGCUGGCAGCCUGCUGUCUCGUGCACCAAUUCUCUACCGCAUAUGCUGCUCCAGUCAUCAAUCAGCGCAGUGUCGGUGCUGCGCGAAGAACGAGCAAUCGCGUUGCCAACGCGCCAGGUGACAAGAAGAACGCCGACCAGUCUCUUCGCUUCGCCGACCGUCGCCGCCGAGACCUCGCUGCUCCAUUGGUGCCACUUCCAUUCAACAAUCCUUUCACAGACUCGAAACUGUCCAACUUCAUCAGCCUGUGCGGGACAUGUCAGCGCCUACUGCCAACCCUGAAGCUUGUCUCGACAACCGUUGACGACCCGACCAUCGAGUUGGCGUUCAAAACCAUUUGCUCACAGUCUCUCAGUUUCUUUGGAUAUGAUACCGACAAGGUCUGUCCUGGACUGUCGAGCCGCUAUGUUCCAGCGGUCGUUUCGGCAUUGCGCGCGUCGUACCUCACGCCGGACGAGAUUUGCUCGUUGGUCAACUACUGCAUCGUGCCCAACAUUACGAUGGGUACAAACGGCCAGAAUUCCGUCGUUGACUUGACGCCGUUCCUCACCCUGAGUGAGCGACGGAACGACAACCGACCUGCCCGAGGAGGCGACGCAAACCCUUCCGGUCUGAUGCAGAGCCAGCAACUGACGGACGCCGUCCAGAUGUUGGCGCUGCUCUUCCAAGAUCGCUUGCCGCACGCACGCACAAAGGCGUCUGCGAGUCGUCGUGGCGGCGCGCAAACCGCGCCUCAUGUUGCCCGCUUUGACCGCGCUGCUCGAGUAUCAACAUCCGCGACUCCCGAUCUAGCGCGCCUGUUUGGCUCUCGCAAGUCCGCCUCUAGACAACCUCGGUCCGAUCCCAACAAGCUGGAGCGGCGCAACUUUCCGACCUACACACAAGGCGUGUCGCCAAACGCCACCAUUCGAGUUUUGCAACUGACGGAUAUCCAUCUCGACCUAACGUAUGCCGCCGGAACCAAGGUAGACUGCGGGACGUAUCUGUGCUGCCAGCCAUCGGACGGCUCUGGAACAGCAGGCGAGUUUGGCGACUACCAGUGCGACCUGGCGCCGCGCACCAUUCGGUCGCUGUUUGCCUACAUUAAUGCAACCUUUGCGUUUGUCGGGAACUCUGCAGUCACGAAUGAGACGGCCGCGAACGGGCGCCUGGACUUUGGCAUUUGGAAUGGCGACAACCCUGCGCACGACUUUUGGAACUCGACUUGGACCAAAAACCUCAAUCGCACAGCCACAAUCGCCGCCAUCUUGAAAGCCAACUUGCCUCAAUUGCCGCUCUUCCCAACCUCCGGCAACCACGACUACUACCCCGACAACCUCUUCGACCCUCGGUCGGACAUGUACCAGUUGGAUGGCCUGGCCAAUGUCUAUGCAAAUCUUGUGCCCAACAACACGCUGAACAACUUUCGAUAUCUCGGCGCCUACACCACUGGUAUUCUUCCCGGUCUUCGUCUGGUCGCCAUGAACACGCAGUUUGGGUAUUCGCGCAACUACUAUGUGGUUCUGAACAGCCAAUUAGACAUUGUUCGUCAGCAUCAGGAAUUCCUCGUGACAACACUCACAAACGCGCGCGCGUCGGGCGAGAAAGUGGUGCUGAUUGGACACGUCCCUCCGGGCACGCUCGAUGCGACGCCGCCCUACGGAGGUGCUGUUGCCGACCUGCUCACCCAGUUCCAGGACGUCAUUGUCUUGGCUGCGUUUGGACACGAGCACUUGGACUAUUACCAGAUUGCGCAUGCCGUUUCCACCGCGAACGGAACCUCUGUGACGCUGCUGGAUCAGCCAACGCGCGUCACAUUCAUUGCGCCUUCGCUGACCCCGUAUGUCGACCUGAAUCCCGCAUUCCGCGUGUACACGCUGAAUGCCACCACGUUCGAGCUGCUCGACCACGAGACGUACUUUUUCAAUCUGACCCAGGCCAACCUGGACGCCAAAGCAAGCGGUGCCGCUGCGAACGCGACCCGGCUCGAUGAAAUUGCUCUGAGUGCCUGGGGGCGUCUCUACUCGAUGAAGGAGACGUUCAACAUGACCGACAUGUCAACGACAAGCUUUGCCGCACUUUCGCAGCGGCUACGCGUGGACGAGCAGCUGGCCUCUCUCUUUGUCACGCUGAUGCAUGCCGGCAAUGGCGCGCGGCCGUGCGAUCUCGAAUCCUGCGCCGCGGUGCUCUACUGCCUGACCAACAACGCCAUUGUCAACUAUUACGCGGGCUGUCUCGAGGCGUUCGAGACCAACAAGCGCCGCAGCUCCCCCGCCGUCCCCGCGCUGCCUCUGGAUUACUUUGGACGUCGCUGCUAGCGCGAGCUUCUGUUUGCAUGAGUUUUUGGCGCCCUUGUCGGUUUUGCAUUUGCACAGGAGGGAGGGACCGACAUGACGGAUGGCGGGGGCUGUUGCCAAUCUUUUGGUCAGCCCUUGCUAAUGCGUGCAACCACAGAGUUUGAUACGACUAUUUUUUUUUGCUUGCCUCCCAACACACCCAUACAUUAUUUUUCUUCAACCUGCAUUUUGUUGUGUGUUUCACUUUUUGGCUGUCAAAUCCAAAUACAGAAGCGGUCAUUCUUUACCA